Messenger RNA from Aspergillus aculeatus ATCC 16872, 921 nucleotides. RefSeq lists its product as uncharacterized. The coding region runs from base 1 to 921 and encodes 306 amino acids. NCBI's taxonomy places the organism in Eukaryota, Fungi, Ascomycota, Eurotiomycetes, Eurotiales, Aspergillaceae. The record is from RefSeq and is a predicted model, not a curated record. The transcript has 2 exons.
AUGGCGAAUUCGUAUCCCGACGUAGGCCCCACAAAGUUGCCUCCGCCUUCUCUAUCAUCGGUAUCCACCAGAAGGUCCCGCUCAUCUAGUCCACGCAAGCCGAGCGAGUCCACCUACCGAGCACAUUGGUUAUCCGAAAUCAAACCCGCCGUCCAUCAGCCAUUGAUUCCCCAGUCUUCUGUCCCUAGGAAACGGCUUACCAAGCAAAGCAGCCCUGGCGAGCCUGACAGCUCUCAACCGGGCAUGAACCUGGAAAGUUCGUCUUCGUUUCCAUCAGCCCAGCCCGCAGCUGCACCGCUUCUCCGCAAAGGCACAGCUCUAUCAGUGUCAUCUGAGCAAACGCUCACAACGCCUUUCUUCCUCAAGGAUCCCCGUCCCGACAUCUCCCUGGGGCUAUCGGAUGGAACCCUUGCAACAGCACUGCAUUCGGCGGGGGUCGCAAAUGCAGAUUUCCUGUUGAACGACCUCCAGGACACCGGUGAGCUUAUCAGCGAUCCCGGUGUGACCCCACUGAGCUUACGGUUUCCAUUCCUUCUCGUCGAGGCAAAGUCGGGAGCAACCGGCGGAAAUCUCUAUCAAGCACAGAAUCAAGCAGCAGUGGCUGGCGCCUCGGCAGUGAAUAUUCAAAAAGCUCUCUUUGGGGCUGCUGAUGGGCAGCCGCUCGAAACACGAGGCCCUCAGCUAGCGGGGUCUUCUAAUCCGAUGUCCCUCUGUUUCUCCGUCACCACGGAAGGGCCUGUCUGUGAACUGUGGGCUCAUUUCUGGAAUGAAACUAAGAGCAGCUAUGGUAUGAUCAACAUUGGCAUCUGGCGGACAACACAAGAGGAUAGUGCAUUUGAUCUGAUCUCGAAAAUCUCAAGCAUCUUGAAUUGGGGCUCAACAGCCUUCCAAGAUGACAUAGUCAAAAGCCUGAUGCUCUGA